AUGAAAAAAGGAAGCGCAAAAGCAACUCGAGUCAAAAGCAGUCAAAGCAAUAAGGGUGAUGAAGGUGGUUCUAAAAGUCGGAGUGGACGUAAAUCAAAAUCAUCACCCAAGAAAUCGAUGAAUAAAGUUACUACCGAACAUUCUGAUGCACCAGAAGCAUCACCAACUGCAUCACCGAAAGAAACUCGUAAACCAUUAGAUAUAUUCAGUCAAAAUGAACUAAUGCCCAGUUGCACACCGAUAUUUUUAUCAAAGCCAACACAACAAAUAUUUAAUAUUGUAACUGAUGAACAAAUUACCAAAGAAUCACCAAUUGUUUUACUGAACAAAUCGGAUAUACUUAAAGAUUUACAAUCACGUGCAGCUGUAUCAGAUUUCAGUGUACAGAAAGUUGCAAUCAACAAUUAUCCCGGCUCUGAUAUUCUAUUAAUUUACGAUGCAGAUUAUAAAUUCGGUCAGAAUUUUGUGAUUGUCUUAUCUGAAGAAACAAAAUCUCUUAUACUAAAUCCAGUUCAACAAACAAGUGAAAGUCCGUUGGAACAUGAUGGUGAUGUGGAUGAUGAUACAGAUGACGAUGAGGAUAAACUAAAAGAAGAUGUCACUGAUUUACAUUCUUCAUUUAAAUCGAAGUCAGAACAUGGUUGGACUGAUUUAGGUUCAGAAAAUGAAGUAAGGGAAAUGAAUGCUUACGAAACACGUUCAAAAUUAUGUACCAUUUUUCAAAGACCACGCAAAGAUUUUGGUAGUCCAUUAAAUUUACAGGAUGAAAAUGCUACAACAAAAGGUUUUUCUGAAUGUAUUUUAUCACAUGAAGAUCAGUCAUUUAGUAUACCUAUAAUAGAGUUAGACAAAUCUACUACAAAUUGUGAAAUGACCUGUGAUAAAGGUAAUAAUACAAUUUGGAAAUAUCCAAGAAAUGCAUUUACUCAGUAUGCUCCUAGAAUGUUCACAUCUGAUGAAUUGCAACAAUAUUAUCAUGAAAAUAAUGAUGCGUUGCGUAAUAUAUCGAAAUUAUACACAAUACUUGAACAAGGCUUAUUAGAAAAUGAAAUGUACAAUUUUUUAUCAACUGAUUAUGAAGAUUUAUCCAUUGGUGAUGAAAAUUAUGAUACAAGAAGUGAUAAUACAUUUAAAGAAUUUCUAUCAUUUACCGAUUUGAAAUAUAGUAAAAAUAAAGCUAUUACAAUGAUUCAAUGGCAUCCUACUAUUAAAAGUAUUAUUGCGACAUCGAUUAGUGAACGGGUUAUUUAUGAUCAACGUAUUGAUCAAGCAUCACGCAUCCUUUUACAACCAACACAUAUUAUACUAUGGAGUAUUAGUGAUCCGCUAAAACCUCAAUUAUUAUUGAAUGCACCUGAUGAUCUUACGUGUUUCCAGUUUAAUCCAACUACUUCAAAUUAUAUAGCUGGUGGUUGUAUCAAUGGACAAGUAGUUUUAUGGGAUAUUGAAAAGCAUAUGGAAGAUUUAAAAAAUGUUAAAUUACGAUUAAAACAAAACAGUCAAAUGCCUUUAUUUGUGUUUGAUGAGAAUGAAUUAAAUAGAGUUUCAACAUCAGAUUAUUCUGCUUUAAGUAAUAUUGAAUCAUCACAUACUUCACCAAUUAUGGAUUUGAAAUGGAUACCAGAUCAUUUAGAAAUUAAUCGUUUAGGAUACUGUUUUGAAAAUUUAACACAAAAAUGUGUUCAAUUAAUGACGUGUGGUUUAAAUGGUGAAAUACUAUUAUGGGAUAUACGACCGGAGAAAUCCCCAUUAGCUGUAAAUAAAACAGUGGAUUCAAUUAAACCACCAAUGAGUGUACCAGUAACAUUUUUACCGUUAAAUUUGAAAUGGAAACCAUUACUAAGAGUUUAUUUGUAUAUAAAUAAUCCAGAUAAUAAUCAUGCAUUAGUUAAAUUUUGUAUACGUGAAAUGCAGAGGAGUCGCAAGUUACUGACGCCUAGCACAAAAGAUUCCAAUAUCAAAAAUUCUGACAAUUCAUCUAAAUUGCUUCCACUUCCAAAUGCAAACACACAUAUUUUUGCUGGAACAGAAGAUGGUGAUAUAGUCUAUGCUGACUGGGUUCCACAGAAAGAUCAAGACACUGGGAAAAUGCAAACACCCAAACCAGAAUUCUGUAUCUCACGACAUGACGGUCCAAUCAGUUACCUUAGUCGUUCACCAUUUAAUUCCUCUCUGAUCUUAGCUAUUGGUGGAUGGAUAUGGACAAUGUGGAAGGAGGGAGUUACCAGUGGACCGAUCAUAGAAUCUGGUCGUGCAAAUAAACCACUAACAGGUGGAAGUUGGUCUCCAACACGUCCGUCAGUUUUUUAUACAUGUCGUGUGGAUGGCAGUGUCGAAGUUUGGGAUUUACUUGAUAAAACUUAUGAACCAACAAUGAUUCAGUCAAUAUCUGCUAAUGCACUUACUACUUUAUCGAUAUGGGAUUCAACUAAACGUCAAUUUUUAGCUACUGGUGAUAUCCAAGGAGUUCUGCAAUUAUUUAUUAUACCUAGACGUUUGAAAAAUCCUUUACCAUCAGAACUAAAAAAAUUCAAUGAAUAUGUUGAACGUGAAGUGAAAAGAAAAGAAUUUGUUUCAAUGCGCUGGAAUUUAAGAGAACAAGAGAAAAUUGAACAAGAAGUGGAAAAGAAAAGAAAGGCUGGUUUAGCACCGGAUGUUGUGUUAAGUGAAGAAGAAACCAUUCAGAAAGAGAAAUUGGAAUACGAAAAAUACCUGUCAGAAGAACAUAAUUUCUUACGAUCAUUAGGACUACUUGGAGAGGAUGAGGAAGAAUAAAAGACAAAAAGGAACAUUACUUUGUCUUCUAGGAUUAUAUAAUUUUCCAAAAUGAUGCCUUUCAUAUGAAUCAUAACAAAUAUAUUAUUAUCAG
Schistosoma turkestanicum is the source of this 2869-nucleotide messenger RNA. The record is from the annotation of a GenBank genome assembly. Lineage: Eukaryota; Metazoa; Platyhelminthes; Trematoda; Strigeidida; Schistosomatidae.